CAAAACAUUAGAAAAGAAGAUAUAGUACAAUUAUGACAGUAUCAACUCCCAUAGUGAAUGGUACUUCCUAUUAUACAUUGAAGGCCAAUACUAAGGAGUCCUUUGAUGAAGCUGUUCAAUUUUACGAAAAUUACAUUGGUUUAAUUCCAAAAAACAAAACAUCAAAAUCAAUUUUUUUACAUUCUGGUCAAGAAUUCCCUCAUCAUAGUGCCACAAUUGAAUUGGUAUUGGAUGAAUCUUUUAAACAAAGUCCAAAUUUUAAAGAAUUACAACAAGAAAGAUUAACUCAAGAUUGGAGAUCAUUAAGAUCAAAUGUUGUCUUUAGAACCGACUCAAUUGAGUCAUUAUACGAAUUGUUCAAAAACCAUCCAAAUGUUCAAGUUCAAGCUUAUCCUUCCGAUUUAGCACCAACUGAAAUUUAUGUUUUAGACCCUCUAGGUAAUUUAAUUGGAUUCACUUCAUUAAGACACCCUUUAUCAACUGUUCCUCCUGCAUACAAAAAAAUUGAUCAAGACAUAUUAACAACUGGUCCAACCACUGCUUAUGUUGAAAGUGCCACAUCUGAACAACGUCGUAACAUUGCUGUUAUGACUUCAGGUGGUGAUGCUCCAGGUAUGAAUGCCUGUGUUCGUGCUGUUGUUAGAGCCGCUAUAUAUAGAGGUUGUAAAGCCUUUGCAGUUUAUGAAGGUUAUGAAGGUUUAGUUAAAGGUGGUCCAAAUUACAUAAGAGAAAUGGAUUGGCAAAGUGUGAGAGGUUGGUUAAGUGAAGGUGGUACUAAUAUCGGUACUGCUCGUUGUAUGGAAUUUAAACAAAGAGAAGGUCGUUUAUUAGGUGCAAAGCAUUUAAUUGAAGCUGGUAUUGAUGCUUUGAUUGUUUGUGGUGGUGAUGGUUCCUUAACCGGUGCUGAUUUAUUUAGAGCUGAAUGGCCAUCAUUAAUUAAAGAAUUAUUUGAAACUGGUCAAAUCACCAAAGAAAAAUUCGAUAAACAUAAACAUUUAAACAUUUGUGGUACUGUUGGAUCAAUUGAUAAUGAUAUGUCUAGUACUGAUUCCACAAUUGGUGCUUAUUCUUCAUUAGCUAGAAUUUGUCAAGCUAUUGAUUAUAUUGAUGCUACUGCCAAUUCACAUUCCCGUGCUUUUGUUGUUGAAGUUAUGGGUAGACAUUGUGGUUGGUUAGCCUUAAUGGCUGGUAUUGCAACUAGUGCUGAUUAUAUCUUGAUCCCUGAAAAACCAGCAAGUUCAAGAGAAUGGGAAGAUCAAAUGUGUGACAUUGUUAGUAAGCAUAGAUCAAGAGGUAAACGGAAAACAAUUGUCAUUGUUGCUGAAGGUGCCAUUGCUGCUGAUUUAACCCCAAUCACUUCAAAAGAUGUUUUGAAAGUCCUUGUUGAUAGAUUAGGUUUAGAUACAAGAGUUACCACUUUAGGUCAUGUUCAAAGAGGUGGUACCGCAGUGGCUCAUGAUCGUAUGUUGGCAACUUUACAAGGUGUUGAAGCUGUUAAGGCAGUUUUGGAAUCAACUCCAGAUACUCCAUCUCCAAUGAUUGGUAUAAUUGAAAAUAAAAUUUGCAGAAGACCAUUAAUUGAAGCUGUUAAAUUAACAAAACAAGUUGCUGAAGCAAUUGAAGCUAAAGAUUUCAAAAAGGCUAUUGGGUUACGUGAUAGUGAAUUUGUUGAACAUUUAAAUAAUUUCAUUGCUAUGAAUUCUGCUGAUCAUAAUGAACCUGAUUUACCAGAAGAUAAAAGAUUGAAAAUUGGUAUAAUCAACGUUGGUGCACCAGCUGGUGGUAUGAAUAGUGCUGUUUAUGCCAUGGCUACUUACUGUAUGUCAAGAGGUCAUACUCCAUAUGCUAUUCAUAAUGGGUUUACUGGGUUAGCAAGACAUGAAUCUGUUAGAUCUAUAAAUUGGUUGGAUAUUGAAGGUUGGGCUUCAAGAGGUGGUUCAGAUAUUGGUACUAAUAGAACUACUCCAGAAGAGGCUGACAUUGGACUAGUUGCUUAUUAUUUGGAAAAAUAUCAAUUUGAUGGGUUAGUUAUUGUUGGUGGGUUUGAAGCUUUUGUUUCUUUACAUCAAUUAGAAAGAGCAAGAAAUGAUUACCCAGCUUUUAGAAUCCCAUUAGUGCUAAUUCCUGCAACUAUUUCAAAUAACGUUCCAGGUACUGAAUAUUCAUUAGGUUCUGAUACUUGUUUGAAUUCAUUGAUGGAAUAUUGUGAUAUUGUUAAACAAAGUGCUUCUUCCACAAGAGGUCGUACAUUUGUUGUUGAAGUUCAAGGUGGUAAUUCAGGUUAUAUAGCAACUUUUGCUCAAUUAAUCUGUGGUGCUCAAGCUUCUUAUGUCCCUGAAGAAGGUAUCCCAUUAGAACAAUUAGACUUGGACAUUCAAGCUUUGAAACAAUCAUUCCAAGUUGCAGAAGGUAAAGCUAAAUCUGGUAAAUUGAUUUUAAAAUCUGCUAAUGCUUCUAAAGUCUUAUCUACAGAUGUCAUUGCAAGUAUUAUUACUGAUGAAGCUCAAGGUAGAUUUGAUGCUAAGACUGCCAUUCCAGGUCAUGUUCAACAAGGUAGUUUACCAUCACCAAUGGAUCGUACUAGAGCUGCUAGAUUGGCUGUUAAAGCUGUUCAAUUCAUUGAAGAAAAACAAGAAUUCACUCAACCAGUACAUUAUGCUGAAGAAUUUGAUCCAAGUGAUAAAAAAGUUGGUGAUACUGCAGCUAUUUUAGGUGUUAAAAGAUCACAUCUUAGAUUCUCACCAAUUCGUCAAAUCUAUGAUUUUGAAACCGCAUUGAACAAAAGAAUGCCAAAAGUUGUUCAUUGGGAACCAAUCAGAGAAGUUGCUGAUGCUCUUGUUGGUAGAACUAAAGUUCCAACUACUUCAUCAAAAUAGAUGCCACAUAAUUUAAUGACUAAAAAAGAAACCCCCAUCCUAUCAUGCAUUCAAUCAAUUUACGAUUAAUUUAACUUGUUUUUUUCCUUCCUUUUUGCCUUUAUUUACAAUAUAUAUAUAUGUUCAAUGCUUUUUGAAUUCUUUGAUGUAGUUGAAAAUCUUUUGCUCAUAUGUCAAAAUCAUUUUCGCGAAAACAAAGUUUAUACGUUUGUUGCGGGCACAUUUUUUGACUUAAAAAAAAGGCGCUUUUGAUUUUCAAAACAAAACAUCAACUCAUAAAGUUUUAAAGCGUACAAAUCAUCACGACUUGUGUUCAAGGAUGUACGAUAACUCUACCAAGAAUGACAGGAAGAAGCUAGAGGAACCCAUAACACCAGUGAUGCAAUAU
Molecule: messenger RNA, 3264 nt
Organism: Hansenula anomala
Lineage: Eukaryota; Fungi; Ascomycota; Saccharomycetes; Phaffomycetales; Wickerhamomycetaceae
Gene: PFK2
Product: 6-phosphofructokinase subunit beta
Exons: 1
Coding region: 33-2876 (947 amino acids)
Biological process (GO): fructose 1,6-bisphosphate metabolic process; canonical glycolysis; fructose 6-phosphate metabolic process
Cellular component (GO): mitochondrion; 6-phosphofructokinase complex; cytoplasm
Molecular function (GO): AMP binding; monosaccharide binding; ATP binding
Source: RefSeq, a predicted model, not a curated record